Molecule: messenger RNA, 1181 nt
Organism: Oreochromis aureus
Lineage: Eukaryota; Metazoa; Chordata; Actinopteri; Cichliformes; Cichlidae
Gene: ptrh2
Product: peptidyl-tRNA hydrolase 2
Exons: 2
Coding region: 224-739 (171 amino acids)
Biological process (GO): negative regulation of anoikis; positive regulation of anoikis
Cellular component (GO): cytosol; mitochondrion
Molecular function (GO): peptidyl-tRNA hydrolase activity
Source: RefSeq, a predicted model, not a curated record
AACUUGUUUGUAACCAGCAAGCUUAUAGCAGCACGGCUAGUCUCGCACACAAAGUUAGCUAGCCGGUGUGUUGUACGUCAACAGCACCUGUACCGGUUAGACUUAAAAACCCCACCUUGAAGCAAAGGUCCUAAAUUACAGCGCAAAAUGGAAAUUUGAAUAUGGACAUUUUUUUGUGAUAAGAUGGGAAGACUUAUUUAUUUAUGAGGAGAUGGUUUAAAGUAUGGACUUGUCGUAUGGCCCGUUGGUCUUGGGUGUAGCAGCUGGCCUCGGCUGUGGGCUCCUUCUUGGUUGGCGCCUUGGGGCCCGCUUUGGCUCAACAUCCAAAAGUCUGUUGAAAGGGAAUGGGAAUGGCUCUGGAGAAGCAAGUGUGAUGGGAGAAGGAGGCGAGUUCAAAAUGAUUCUGGUGGUCCGGAAUGACCUAAAGAUGGGCAAGGGGAAGGUUGCUGCCCAGUGUUCCCAUGCUGCUGUUUCGGCUUACAAGCAGGUCCAACGCAGGAACCCUGAGCUGCUCAGACAGUGGGAAUACUGUGGCCAGCCCAAAGUGGUGGUGAAGGCGCCCGACGAGGACACCCUGAUUGAUCUGCUAGGCCGCGCCAAGGAAGUGGGACUUCCCGUUAGCUUGAUCCAGGAUGCAGGAAGGACACAGAUCGCACCUGGCUCACGCACCGUGCUGGGCAUUGGCCCGGGCCUGGCCGAUCUGAUUGACAGUGUCACUGGAGACUUGAAGCUCUACUAGAGAUCCAGCCUUCAGCUGAGCUACCAGGAGUUUUAAUACAGGGCUCAGUUCAGUAAUGGCACAUUUGUACCUUAAUUACUGUGAUAGCUCAGUGACACAGAGCAGUUCUUCACAUCAGCAGGACACUCACAAAUAUGAUUUAAUAACCUUUUGUUUGUUUCUUUAUAAGCAUUUGCUCAAAUUAUGUACUGUUAAUGAGAAGAUUGAUUUGUAGGCACUCGUACUGUGAUGUUGCACUGAAGCAGCAGAGCAGGUUAAAUGAAUGCAACAUCACAAUUGUGCCGAGACUGAAUGGCAUUUAUUUUUUCCUAUAAAAUAAUUGUUUCAUUUUUUUUUUAAAAUUUGUGUGGUCUCAAAUGAUUUUUUCAUGUAUAACUAGAAAAUGAAUUCAUGGGGUGCUGCUGAUAAAAGCCACAGUUACAAGGCAGAGGUGGAGGUUUUA